Molecule: messenger RNA, 1212 nt
Organism: Peronospora belbahrii
Lineage: Eukaryota; Oomycota; Peronosporomycetes; Peronosporales; Peronosporaceae
Source: the annotation of a GenBank genome assembly
AUGCUCAAUGCAACGUCGAAUCAAGCGAUUCAAAAACCCAUGUCGAGUCAAGAUAGUUUUCGGUUUCAACAUUUGGCGAGAACGCUGGAAUCGAUUGAGACGGAUGUGUCAGCAAUUGAUAAUGAAGAUUAUGGAGGUGAUGACGUGGUGCAAGUGGAUAAUUUGGACAAUUUGCUUGAUUACCAUGGAUCGAAUAACAGUGCAGCUAGUCAUAUGUCGAUAUCUUCGAAUGCAGCAGUUUUAGGUAAUGUUGUUUCAUCGAGUCAGGGACAAUCGGCAGGAUUCGUUGACACACAGACGCUAUUGAAUCCAUCGCGUUCCAUUUACACUGAGAUGACGUCAACGGCACCGAGCUUUUCGACGUUUGGACAUAGUCUGGAUAAUUUGCAGCAUCUUGGAUUUAACUCGUCGACGACAUCGGCGUCUGGAAAUUUGCCUAUAAUGGGUAUGAUGAAUCAUCAACCGAAUACAGCGUUCCAACAGCAGAUUUUGCAGCAACAAUCACUACGUCAAGAGCAGCAGCAGCAAAAGCAGCAGCAACAGUACCACCAGCUAUAUCAUAAUUCAAUGUUACAGCAACAGCAGAAUGGAAUCAUGGCGUCGGCACCGGGAUACGCUGGAGCGAACCAGCCGAUGCCGCAGUUUCCGAACAUGCUUAUGCAGCCCGGAACUAGCUUGCUUCAGCAAAAGCAGCAGCAGAUGCGUGGUGGACAUCCACAGCAACAGAUGCGGAUAUCGACACAGACUGGCAAGCCGAUCAAAAUGGACGCCAAUGGUACACAAUUAUGCUCGGCGUUGGGCUGCAACCACGCCGCGCGUGUCAAAGGCAUGUGUAAAAUGCAUGGUGGUGGCCGACGAUGUAAGGUGGAUGGGUGUAUGAAGAGCGCACAGACUGGUCACUUGUGCAUUGCGCAUGGUGGCGGCAAGCCCUGCAAUGUGGAGGGCUGCCCGAAGACAGCACAGUCGCGAGGGCUGUGCAAGCAGCAUGGUGGUGGUGUUCGAUGCAAAUUUGAGGGUUGUACGAAGAGUUGCCAGUCGGGUGGUUUUUGUCGUGGCCACGGUGGGGGCAAGCGGUGUGAAUACCCGAACUGUACCAAGUGGGCGCAAAAGAAUGGCCAUUGUGCCAAGCAUGCUCAGGAGAUUGCUGCGCAGCAGCUACAGCAGCAGCAAGCGUUACAGGCUCAGAUGCGACAGCAGCUUGUGCACCAUUGA